CGAUUUGACCUUUACAAAAAUGUUGCUACAAAAUAAAAUUAAUAUGCGUCAUGUUGGAUUAUCAUUCGCAUUUUUUAAAAUAAAUCUUCGAGCACGUAGUAUCUAAUAAUAAAUGUUGUUUCUUAGACAACGCAAAUUCCUGUGGCAAAAAUGAAAAGAAAACAACACGCACAUACAUUUUUGGACUUAAUUAUCGAAAUAAUAAAAAUAUGAAUCAUUUUGUGGUGAGGAAAACCUAGCAUUAGGUGAAAUUUUGUAUACUUGCAUGAAAGUUCUCGAAAAAGAAAAAUGUAAAAAAUUUCACUCGAAAAGAAAAUCGAAUGGAAAUUAUUGUGGAUUAAUUGUACCAGUAUGGCUACCUUUCGAAAUAGAUUAUUUUCCUGCUUUUCAUUCAUGGUUACUUUAUCAAUUUUUGGUGGUCCAUUUGAUCAUAAAAAUGUGCUUACAUAUCUCUUUCAACGCUCUUGAAAUAGUUCAUCAUAUUAUUUUAAAAAUAAAUCACUUAAAGUCUAUGAUUCUGGAAGCUUUUGAAGGUCGAGAUAAUCACGUUAUUACCAGUAAGAUUGCAAAAUGCAUUUAUUAUCACAGAGAAAUCCUAAAUUUAAUUAGGAGGCUUGACAACAAUUUUUUUAACAGUAUGUUCGGACACUUUGCGUUAACGGGUACAGUGUGUGCCUGCUUGGAGAAACAAAUUUUAGACGGAUAUAAUGUGUACGCCGGUGUUGUACAUUUCAUGGGGUGGAUAUUAGCACUUUUCAUUGGUUGCGUUGGUGGACAACAUCUUCUUAACGCUAAUGAAAUUAUUCCAAAUGCUUUAUGGAUUUCAAAAUGGUAUACGACAGACUUACGACUAAAAAAAGAUUUUCUGUUCAUUUUGUCAGUAUCGCAGAAAGAUUUCUACAUGCGAGCAGGUCCGUUUGGAAUUCUUUCCUAUUCACUUUUUGUUUCGGUACUGAAGGCGUCCUAUUCGAUUUUGUGUCUUCUCUCAUCCUAAAAUUAUAGACACUGACUGGCAGGCCUUUCGAAAUACUUACGUAAAAAAUAAAAAUACCGAAGUGCAAUUUUCAAAAUCAUUAGGUCUGUGUUUCUUUCUCCUGGUCACAACUAAGUAUUCUUCAGGAGUAUAACAUACUAGGAAAAAGUUAUGUUAUAGAUUUACUACCUUCGAUGAAAAUACUUAGAUUCAGAGGUAUUCAGAGGAGAACUAUGACGAUUCAAAUUAUUUUUGAAUCUUUACAUUUUCUUUAAGUGCCUAUUACAGAUAAUCCAUAUAAUACAACAAGCAAACUGUUAGUGUUCACUAGAAUUUAAAUGUUGUUUAAUGUUAAAUUUUUAUUGUAUAUAUGUGUGUACAAUAUUGUUUUACAAAAGGUGCACUUUUAAAAUAAUCUUACAGUCUAUAUAUAAAGUUUUAUAUCUAGUGUUCUCUCUCCACCGUAACAAUAGUACACAUUUUUCAUUUUUAUAAACUAUAUUUUUUGGAAUUUAGCACAAUAAUACAGUACGAUAUUUUUUAAAUUUUUGGAUUAGUUAAACAUGACGCGUACGUCAGCAGUAUAACAAAAAAGGUUGACGUAAGUGGCAUGCCCAACUGGAGCACAAAUUUAAAAAAUCACCGGAUAUUUUUGUUACACUUUUAUUUACAUUCAAGUACAUUGAAGAAGUUGGGUGGCUUGACAAGUCUAGGAUGGAAGCAAAGAGGAGGCCUAACUGCCAGCUAGCUACGGUCAGCUCCCAUAUAAUUAAAAUCCAGAAUCCAGAAUAAUACAAAAAAAAGUCCUUGUAAACGGGAAAGCGCAGGAAGCCAAAUUUGCUCGAGUUUCGAGGUGCCGUGGGUGAUGCUGUCAGUCUGCUUAGCGAUUUUCCCAUAUUUUUGGCUGAAUUUUGAAGAAAACCGGACUUAGAAAAGUUUGUUGAAAUAAGUCUGCCCUCAGUCUCACAUAACUUACCUCGCUCUCGCUACCCUAUGUGUUCUCGACUUCGGCCGUACUUAUUAGACGUUUAAUUUACUUAUGCGUUUUUGUCGGUGGUUUUCGAUGCGUUUGGUGUGAACAGUAACGGCGGGGGGUAGAAAGAAUUUUUUGCGGUAGUCUUUACCUUGCGUCAGCUUUAGGUCGUCGAGGAGGAUCUUCCGAUAAUUAAUUUACCGGUUUUGAUUUUUGUGCAUACAGUAAAGAAUCUUCAGAAUGCCUAAGGUAAAAUCAUCCAUGAAAGACAAAAUCAAAUUAUGGUUAGGGAGUAAUUUGGACCCUAAUUUUCAAUUUCCUUCUUCAACCAAAGACAAUGAGUUAUUCUGCAAAGUGUGUGGAAAAGUUUUUAAGUGCGAAAAAAAACACACUUUGAACAACACUGCAGUGGCGAUGCACAUAAAAACAACAAAAAUAAAUCCAGUAAACAGAUUUUUAUUCAACAUUAGUUCCGACUGAUUUUACGCAAUUUUUGCACCGAUUUAUGCAGGGCAUUUACCGCAGCAAAUAUUCCAUGGAAUAAAGUUAGUUGUCCUGAGUAUAAAAAUUUUAUGCAUAAAUAUACAGGAAGUCAUUUACCCUCAGAAAGCACUCCGAGAAAAAAUUAUUUACCAAAAGAUUACGAUAUGGUAAUUAAAGAAAUUCUAUUGGCAAUAAUAAUAUAUGGAUUAGCGUCGAUGAGACGACGGACAGAUUAGGAAGAUACAUAGCCCAUUUAGUAAUUGGAAAGUUAUCUUCUGAAGAAGCUGGCCGUCCAAUUCUACUAGCUUUGAAGCAGCUUGAUAAAACUAACUGCAACACAAUCUCGAAAUUUAUAAUCGAAUCAUUGGCUUUCUUCUUGCGAAAAGGAACUGAACACAAAAAAGUUAAAUGGUUUGUAUCAGAUGGUGCUUCAUACAUGAUCAAAACUGGUGCUAAUUUGAAGGUGUUUUAUGAAAAUAUGACACACUUAACAUGUAUGGUACAUGGGUUACAUUUAGUGUCUGAAGCAAUUAGACUGAAUUAUCCAGAUGUCAAUGGGAUAAUUAGCAAUGUUAAGAAAAUCUUUUUAAAAGCACCAAUAGGAAUUGAGUUUUAUAAAAAGAAUUUACCAAAUACACCUCUCCCACCUGAACCUGUAUUAACCAGCUUGCUAUGGCCGGACGAUGGCACAGAAUUGAAUCCCGGGAGGAAUUAUAUUGUUAAAAUUUUAUGUUUCUUUUUAUGUACUGGAUUAAUGACAGCAUUAACGACAAUUCACUUUCUUCUUGCAAUUAUAAACGAUGAAGAGUUAAAUACCGAAGAAAUUGCCGUACUUAUAGCAGCAUAUGGUACCUACUACAUGAUUUGUGCAUACAUAAAAAAUCAGCGUCAAGUGGCUCUUCUUCUUCGGGAUUUAUCACAGUUUGAAAAUUUUGGCAAACCUCCUGGAUUUGAGAAAAAGGACAAACAAUUAAACCUUUGUGUCAAAAUGUUAGUUGCAUAUUCAUUUACGGGCACAGUUGUAUACAGUUCUAUGAAGUUAUUUGAAAAAGGAAAGUGUAAAGCAUUUCAUUUAGAAAGGAAGUCGAAUGGAAACUAUUGUGGUCUAAUUGCUCCAUUUUGGCUUCCUUUUGAAAUCGAUUAUUUUCCUGUAUUUCACUUGUGGUUACUUUACGGUUUUUUGGCUGCAUGUUUGCUUCUAAAAAUGUGUCUGCAUAUUUCUUUCAACGCUUUGGAAAUAGCCCAUCACAUUAUUUUAAGGAUACACCACUUAAGAAUCAUGUUUUUGGAAUGUUUCAAUAGUGGCAGCAAUCAAAUUAUUCGGGUAAAACUUGCAACAUGUGUUCUUUAUCACAAAGAAAUUCUAGAGUUGAUUAUGAGACUUGAUGAUAUCUUCUUCAACAGCAUGUUUGGCCAUUUUGCUUUAACUGGUACAAUAUGUGCUUGCCUGGAGAAACAAAUCGUGGAUGGGUAUAAUGUAUAUGCUGGCACUGUACAUUUUAUCGGGUGGAUUUUAGCCCUAUUUAUAGGAUGCGUUGGAGGACAGCACCUUCUGAAUGCUAACGAAGUUAUACCAAAUGCUCUUUGGAUUUCAAAUUGGUAUACGGCUGAUGUACGAAUAAAAAGAGAUUUUCUUUUUAUUUUAACAAGAUCACAUAAAGAUUUUUACAUACGAGCAGGUCCAUUUGGAGUUCUUAGCUACCCACUUUUCGUUUCGGUGCUGAAGGCGUCGUAUUCGAUUUUGUGUCUACUCUCGUCCUGAAAACGUCUUGAUAUUUGGUUGAAUCAAAAUUAAUUUACACUGCAAUU
This is a messenger RNA of Zophobas morio, 4238 nucleotides long. RefSeq names its product odorant receptor 82a-like. Gene Ontology annotation, biological process: sensory perception of smell; detection of chemical stimulus involved in sensory perception of smell. Gene Ontology annotation, cellular component: plasma membrane. The transcript is spliced from 16 exons. NCBI's taxonomy places the organism in Eukaryota, Metazoa, Arthropoda, Insecta, Coleoptera, Tenebrionidae. The coding region runs from base 2866 to 4191 and encodes 441 amino acids. The record is from RefSeq and is a predicted model, not a curated record. Gene Ontology annotation, molecular function: olfactory receptor activity; odorant binding.